AUGGCUCCCAAACCUACCGCCGCCGCCGCCAGACCGAAACUCAGCACUAAGCGGAGCAGGAAAUCUCGCACCGAAAUCGUCGAGUCAAGCAGCAGCAGCAGUAGCAGCAGCGACUCCGAGAGCAGCAGUUCAGCAGCCAGCGCCACCACGCCCAAGGCCAGCAAAAAGCAAAAGACCACCGUCGCCGCCGCACGUGACAAUACUGUAAGCCCUCCCCAACCCCUCCUCUACCCUGCCCUCCCAAAAGGAAAGGGGGAAGUAUUCAACGCAAGAAAGACCGAGAGAGAAAAAAAAGAGCAAACGAGAAUAGCCGUUCCUGAACUAACACGCAACCCCAAGGCCCCAUCCGACUCAGACGACUCGGCCUCGUCGUCAUCGGCGUUGUCGUCGUCGGCGGACGAGUCGGAGCUGUCCGUCCCACCGGCGUCGGCGGCGGCGUCGGCUUUCCCGUCCUGGUACCUGCGCUCGGUGACGCAGGAGCUGGCCGAGGACCUGGACAAGGUGCGCGGGGCGCCGGACUUUGGCGACGCGGCGCUGCCGCUGCUCGUCCAUGCGCUGCAGCAGGGCGAGGCGUGCUUCUCGCCCGCGGAGAAGGCGAGGGUCAUGGGUGGUGCCGCGGCGAGGGAUUAG
Diplodia corticola is the source of this 630-nucleotide messenger RNA. Its product is annotated as ribosome assembly protein 3. Gene Ontology annotation, cellular component: preribosome, large subunit precursor. The transcript has 2 exons. The coding region runs from base 1 to 630 and encodes 209 amino acids. NCBI's taxonomy places the organism in Eukaryota, Fungi, Ascomycota, Dothideomycetes, Botryosphaeriales, Botryosphaeriaceae. The record is from RefSeq and is a predicted model, not a curated record. Gene Ontology annotation, biological process: ribosomal large subunit assembly.